Schistocerca gregaria is the source of this 1652-nucleotide messenger RNA. RefSeq lists its product as uncharacterized. The transcript has 2 exons. NCBI's taxonomy places the organism in Eukaryota, Metazoa, Arthropoda, Insecta, Orthoptera, Acrididae. The coding region runs from base 8 to 1615 and encodes 535 amino acids. Gene Ontology annotation, cellular component: chaperonin-containing T-complex. Gene Ontology annotation, molecular function: ATP hydrolysis activity; ATP-dependent protein folding chaperone; ATP binding. Gene Ontology annotation, biological process: protein folding. The record is from RefSeq and is a predicted model, not a curated record.
UUUAAAGAUGAAUGUGACGUACGAUGAAUACGGAAGGCCAUUUAUAGUGCUGAGGGAGCAGCCACAGAAGAAGAGGAUCAGGGGGUUGGAGGCUCAGAAGCUUCACAUACUGGCGGCAAAGUCGGUAGCGAACAUCAUGAAGACAAGUUUGGGCCCGUGCGGGAUGGACAAGUGUAUGGUGAGUCAAGAUGGAGAUGUGACGCUGACGAAUGACGGCGCGACCAUUUUGGACGAAAUGCACAUUGAGGAUCAGAUAGCGAAGUUGUUCGUGCAGUUGAGUCAGUCGCAGGAUGCGGAAGUAGGAGAUGGGACGACGGGCGUGGUGGUGUUGGCGGGAGCGUUGUUGGAGCAAGCGGAGCAGUUGCUGAACCGAGGGUUACACCCGUCGAGGGUGAUUAGAGGUUACGAGAUGGCAUUGCAGGUGGCUAAAGACAGGUUGAGGUCUUUGUCGGAGCCGAUGAAUUGGUCCAAGGAGAACCCGGAGGAGUUGAUCAAGAUUGUGUCGACGUGCUUGAGCAGCAAGGUGGUAAGUCGAGUGCAGCACGAGUUGGCGACAGUGGCUGUAAAAGCGGUGUUGGCAGUAGCGGAUUUGGAGCGCAAAGAUGUAAAUUUGGACUUGAUCAAAGUAGUAGGAAAACAAGGGGGGAGGUUAGAAGAUACAUGUCUGAUAGACGGUAUUUUAAUAGAUAAGGACUUCAGUCAUCCACAGAUGAGUCCGGAGGUGCAAGAUGCGAAAAUUGUGAUACUGACGUGUCCUUUUGAAGUGCCAAAGGUGAGGACCGAUCACAAGCUAACUAUUGGGACUGUGGAACAGUAUCAGGAGUUGGCCAAGUUAGAGAGUGACUAUUUUGUGGACAUGGUAGAGAAAGUGAAGGCGAGUGGUGCCAACGUUGUCGCGUGCCAGUGGGGAUUUGAUGAUGAGGCAAACCAUUUGCUAUUAGAGAAAGGACUGCAUGCAAUAAGGUGGGUACUAGGAACAGAAAUUGAGUUAUUGAGCAUUGCCACUGGUGCUCAGAUAGUUCCUCGCUUUUCCGAAAUUACGCCUGCAAAACUUGGCAAGGCAGCUCGCGUUCGAGAAUGCUCAUUUGGUACCACGCGAGAUAAAAUGGUUGUCGUCGAAGGGUGCUCCAAUACCCGUGCGGUGACCAUUUUGGUCAGGGGUGGAAACAAGAUGAUGGUUGAGGAGGCUAAGCGAGCAUUGCAUGAUGCAUUGUGCAUGGUCAGAACCCUUAUACGAGACACCCGCAUUGUGUAUGGCGGUGGUGCAAUGGAGCUUGCCUGCAGUUCGGCAGUUUCCCAAGCCGCACAAAACGUUUCUGACGUUGAGCAGUAUGCAUUCCGAGCGUUCUCGGAUGCACUCGACUCCAUCCCGUUGGCACUGAGCGAAAACAGCGGUCUUCAGGCCGUCGAAACCGUCACUUACCUAAAAUCUAGACAGCAACUUGAACAGCGCUUUGACUUGUGCAUUGACUGUCUUGGCACUGGCAAUGACAGCGCCAAAGAUCUGCACGUUUACGAGUCACUUUGCUCUAAAGAGCAGCAGUACAUGCUAGCCACUCAAGCUGUCAACAUGAUUCUGAAAAUCGACGAUGUGAUCAAAAAAGACAGCGUUUGAUCAUUUAUAAGAAAAUUGCAGCAUUGUUCGGACCUAA